Messenger RNA from Hyaloperonospora brassicae, 264 nucleotides. NCBI's taxonomy places the organism in Eukaryota, Oomycota, Peronosporomycetes, Peronosporales, Peronosporaceae. The record is from the annotation of a GenBank genome assembly.
AUGGGUCUGCUAGACGGUCUGAUCACGGGCUUUGCGCGUAAGAGCAAGUUUGGGCGCUCGCACUCGCUGCGUCCGCUCACGAGCAAACGCGCCAACCGCCGCUUCUACAAGGGCAACGGCUGCCGCAACGAGGGGACCCAUGCGAAACGUGGGCGGUACGUUGUGGACUCGGACAAGUUGCUGCAGCUCGAAGUGCCGGACCUCACGGGCUUUAAGCUCAAGCCGUACGUGUCGCCGCUGACGCCCAACCGCCGCCCGCAGUAG